AUGGUAGAAGCUAAAGUUUCAAAAACCAAAACAAGUGUUACACCAACCAAAAAGAAAAAUAUAGUCAGCAAAUUCAAUAAAAAUCGUGCAUUCGACAAUGAAUCAACCAAAAAAGUUGAAAAGAAAGUUGCACCCCAAUUAACCCCAAUCGAAAUAAUUAAAGAUAUUGAGGAAAAGGUUAUUGAAAGUACCGAAAAUUCAAAUAAAAUUUUAGAAAUCAUUAAAAUUUGUAAAUCUAAUAUUGAAGAAUUAGAAAUUGUUUUUCAAUCUAUUAAAUCAUUAGAAAAGAUCUUUUUACAUUUAUUUGAUUCAAAUAAUUUAAUAAUUUGCAAAGAAUUUAAACUAUUAAAAUUAAACCAACAACAACAAAAGAAAAGCACUGCAACUCAAUCAAAAGAUCCAUUAGUAAUUUUUACUCAUUGGUUAUUUAAGAUCUAUAAUAACUUUAUUGAUUUCUUAAAAGAACUUUUAAAUCAUGAAGAUCCAUCCAUUCAAUUACCAGCAUUAACAACAUAUUUCAAUAUUAUCAAAAGAGAAUCAGUUUUAUUAUCAAAUAUACCUGAAGAAUUAAUCGCAAAAGAAGACCAAGAUAAUGGUGAUGAAGAUAAUAAAAAAGCACACUAUGAAAAUAUUUCAAGAUUAUCAUUUAGAUCAUUGAUUUUACACUUAAUGUUAUCAAAUAACUUCAAUACCAAAUUAGUUGAUCAUUUAACUGAAAACUUUUGUGGAAAGUAUCAAGAUUUAUUUUAUUAUUCACUUUGGUCAAUAAAUGAAAUUGCUCAGUCACAUGUCAACGAUUGCAAAAAAGAAGCAGAGUUUGAAAAAUCAAAUAAUGUAACUGUUGGUAAAUUUGUAGAGAAUAUUUUCGAUUUCCUUUGUUAUUUUGAACCUUUUAUUGAAGCUCCAGAAGAAUGGUCAUUUUUUAUUGGUUCACCAAAUUUCAAUGCUGUUCAAGAAUGUUCUGCAACAUUAAAAAAGAAACAAUUAAAAUUAAAGAAAAGUGGCGAAUUAGUUAAACCAAAAUCAAUGAACGAUAAAGACUUUGAAAAAAAUAACGAAUAUUGGAAUAAAUUAACCAAAGUUUCAUCAUAUAGAAAUAUUUUCAGUAAGACUUGGAUCUCAUUCCUUACCCUUCCUCUUCCACCAACUAUUUAUAAACAUGUUUUAUUAGGUCUCCCAGAUCGUGUUUUCCCAUUUUUAACUGAUCCAAAAGUACUUUUAGAUUUCUUUACAAAUUCAUACGAUUUAGGUGGUGUUACAAGUAUUUUAUCAUUAAAUGGUUUAUUUAUUUUAAUUACACAAUAUAACUUAGAUUACCCAGAGUUUUUUAAUAAAUUAUAUUCAUUAUUCCAACCAGGUGUUUUAUAUGCAAAAUAUAGAGCUAGAUUUUUCAAAUUAGCAGAUUUAUUUUUAACAUCAAAAUUAUUACCAAUUUAUUUAAUUGCAGCAUUUAUUAAGAGAUGUGCCACUUUAUGUUUAAUUUCACCACCACAUGCAUCAUUAAUUUUAUUACCAAUGAUUUAUAAUUUACUCCAAAGAAACCCAAAUUGUCAUUGUUUAAUUAAUAACCCAAUCAAACAAUUAUCAUCACAAUUCAAUAUUCAAAAACAACAAUCACAAACAAGAUCAGUACUUUUAAUUAAGGAAGAACAACCAACUUUACCAAUCGAAUCAAUCAAAGGAGUUUAUGGUAAUGAUCCAUAUGAUCCAUUAGAAUCAGAUCCAAGUAAAUGUAAUGCUAUCAAAAGUUCACUUUGGGAAAUUCAAAUUCUUCGUGAUCACUAUUCCCCAGAAGUCUCAAAAAUGGCCCGUUUAUUUGACGGUGGUCUCAAGAAUGUCGUCGAUAUGAACGAAUUUUCAAAUGUAACUUAUCAUAUCUUAUAUGAAAACUCUUAUAAAAAGAAAUAUAGCUCAGUACCAUUAGCAUACCAACAAAAAUCAAAACUUAUAAACGAUAAUGAUUUAAUGGAAGAUUGGGAAUUUUAA
Messenger RNA from Dictyostelium purpureum, 1986 nucleotides. RefSeq lists its product as uncharacterized. NCBI's taxonomy places the organism in Eukaryota, Evosea, Eumycetozoa, Dictyosteliales, Dictyosteliaceae. Gene Ontology annotation, biological process: ribosome biogenesis. Gene Ontology annotation, cellular component: Noc4p-Nop14p complex; small-subunit processome; nucleolus. Bases 1 to 1986 code for a protein of 661 amino acids. The transcript is spliced from 3 exons. The record is from RefSeq and is a predicted model, not a curated record.